This is a messenger RNA of Brassica napus (rape), 760 nucleotides long. RefSeq names its product protein FAM136A-like. The coding region runs from base 163 to 609 and encodes 148 amino acids. Lineage: Eukaryota; Viridiplantae; Streptophyta; Magnoliopsida; Brassicales; Brassicaceae. Gene Ontology annotation, cellular component: cytoplasm. The transcript is spliced from 3 exons. The record is from RefSeq and is a predicted model, not a curated record.
AACGACUCUCCAGGCCCAAAUUCAAAGCCUUUGGCCCAACAAGUUAGAUACAGCCAUUGGGAGGCGGUGGAGGCUACAGACUAUACCAACAAUGAACUUGGGGGAGGAGUAAAGAUUCGAACUUUUUUCCUCUUUCUCCACAUCUUUGGAAAGAAACAGAGAAUGGAUCCAAUAGAGGAGGAGGAGAAGAAGGUGAGAGAGAGAAUCAGAAACAAAGUCAACCAAGUCAGUUCUGUCUCGCAGUCUCUUCUCUCUCCAUUACAAGACCACAUCAACUUCACCCUUCAGAAAGCUUACUUCAAAUGUGCGUACGAGUGCUUUGAUAGGACAAGAACACACGCUGAGAUUAGCCAAUGCGCAGAGACUUGCAGUGUUCCUAUUACAAAUGCGCAGAAUCAUUUUGAUAAUGAGAUGUCUGCCUUCCAAGAGAGGUUGAAUAGAUCACUUGUGGCUUGUCAAGAUAAGUUUGAGGCUGCGAAGCUCCAGAGGACGAGGAAUGAAGCUGUAGUUGGUUUGGAGCAGUGCGUGAACCAAACCGUUGACGAUGCUGUGAAGACGCUGCCUAGUCUCGUGUCAAAGAUGAAGAAAGCUUUGUCUGUAUCAGACUGAGGAGCUCUGCAGAUUCUAUUAUUUUUAUCGUGACCAAGAAAGACUUUCUAAUUCUAUUAUUUUUAUCUAUUGUUAAUAUUUUUGAACUCAACUCGGCCAAAAUGCAAUAUCAACUUCUUCAGAUUCUUUUUAUUUCAGCUCUUAUUAAACU